Diuraphis noxia (Russian wheat aphid) is the source of this 2046-nucleotide messenger RNA. RefSeq lists its product as uncharacterized. Lineage: Eukaryota; Metazoa; Arthropoda; Insecta; Hemiptera; Aphididae. The record is from RefSeq and is a predicted model, not a curated record.
UUCAUAACAUAUUCAAUAGUACGAGUAAAAUACCAUUUUUUCUUUCGUGUUUUAUUUUCAUCAAUCGAGUAUUCUCAUAUUUCGGCUGUAAAGGCCUUAUCACAAUUUCACAUCAUCAGUCAUAGUUUAAGUUGAGCCGUAUAACAACUCAACCAACUCACGGAAUCUAAAUAUCAACAUUUCAAUUUCGUCCUUUGAAUACUAAAAAAUGGCUGGAUAUGACGAAAACGACUUGUCUGAUGUGACGGUCGCUCUAUCCAUCGAAGAUAACCACUGGGAAGAACUCGGAUUGGAUGACAACAUUCGGACGCGGCUGAUCAAAAUUGAAAAUGAAUAUGAGAGCAUAUUUUCGUGGGAAAUCAAACAAUUAACAGGACCCAAUCAAAAUCUUAUGUCCAACCUUAUUGAUAAUGUCCGAGGGCAGCUAGAAAUUAUCACAGUUAUGGACGACAAGGACGAUAAAUUCAAUUUAAAUAGUCUUGCCAGUCUCCCACUAAUUCUCUACACGACAACGACCUACUCAGGCCAGCCCGUUCGUCUAUAUUUUUUCAUAUUCCUCCUGCCGCCUGCGGAGACACAUCGGCGUCACAUAUUUCUACCCAUUAAUUGUGCUGUUCAAAAAUAUGGAGUAGCGGCCGCUGACGUCUUCCUCGGCGAUCUUGGUUGUUCGAAGGACUAUCAAACAUCGAUGGGUUUGUUGAAGGAUGUUAAACAAGUCAACAUUUUAAAUGACGAUGAAAAAGCUGCGAUUUGUGCUAUUAAAGCCAACAUUUUUAUGGAAUAUCCGAUAAAAGGAAAUAAUAUCGCUCUGAAAUUUGCUAAUCAAGCCAUUACCGAUUCUACUGAACCUGAGUGGAUAGUCAUUUGGUUAAAAGCCAAAGGACGAGUAAGACGUUAUUCCGAACCUUUUAAAAUGCCAGGAGUUGAUGAAAUAGAUGCUGCAAACAUGUUAUACUCAAUGAAAACUAAUCCUAAACAUUUAAUUAAAGUUUCUAAACUUUAUAAGGAAGUAGGAAAUGUUUAUCAAUUUAUCAACAACCGUGAAGAAUCAGUUAAAUUUUUUAAGCGUUCGUCCGAUAUUAUUAAAAAAUUAAUUAAAUUAGCCAAUGGCGAUAUAAAUCAACUAAAUUAUCUUCUACUGCAAACAUGUAUGGCGUGUCCUUUUUUGUUUCCAAAAUCCAUUUUAAGCAAUUUCAUUACAAAACUGACAAGUAUAAAAAAUAGCAAAGUGGAUCAAAUUCUAGGCAUGUAUUAUUUAAAACAUGAAAAGGAUUAUGUAAAAGCAAGAUUUUAUAUUUCUCUUGGAAUGGCAGCUGGUAAUUUUUAUAGUGCAUUGCAGUUCAUAAAAGUAGAAUGCCUGCUUCAGCCAGUUAAUGAAUUUCCUUAUGUGCAGACACUAAAUACGAUGUAUAAUAAUUUUGAAAAUCCAAAAAGAAGGCUUACUAUUUUAUUUCAUUUAUUGAUAUAUUUCAAUUACUSUGAAAAAAACCCAAAAGAAAUUAUGCGCUACCUUAAAUUGUACAUUGAUCAAGACAUCCAAGAUGCUGUUAAAAAAUCUCAUUUAAUUUUUGGUCGUCCAUUGUAUUAUGUUGGCAGAUUUUUAAGACCAAAUGAUUUUUUAAAUGAUCUAUCAAAAAAUAUMAAAAAAUCAAUAAACAAUAAUAAGUGGGACGAAGAAGAAAAAAAGACGGUAGUAAACACAUWUGAUCGGUUCAAUCAAAUAUUUAAGACAAUAAUUUUGAUGAUGAUAUAAAAAUUAAUCUCAAYGAGAGUCAUCAAAACCAAUUUGUUUCAAAACAAAUUUAUCAGAACAAGUCUUUAUGAAAACCUGCAGAUGCUGCCUGUAGACACGAAACUGUUGACAAAUUUACAAAAAGUUAUUAAUAAUAAUAUUAUAAAUUAGGUAGGUACCUACCUACUUAAAUAAUUGGAUCUAAUGAACGUCAUCAACGCCAAUAAUGCGUUAUUCAAUACCUACUUGUCAAAUUAAUAUUGCAUAAAACUAAUACUAUACAUUUUAUUUAAUCUAAUAUAGUACAAUAGCAU